AUGACAUCCCUUGUCCUCAUCACCGGCGCCACAGGCCUAAUUGGCUUCCGAGUGCUCCUAGAAACCCUCCGCAAAGGGUACACAGUGCGGGUCGCAGCACGCUCAGAGGAAAAAGCCCAAAAGGUCCUCUCUCGCCCCGCCAUUCAAGGACUCAACGCAGGAGACCGGCUCAGCUAUGUCCUUAUCCCCGACAUCAGCGCCGAGAACGCCUACGACGAAGCCCUAAAGGGCGUGUCCUACGUGCUACACGUCGGCUCCCCGGUCCCAGUUCCGGGCUAUGACCCUCUCACGCAGAUCUACAAUCCCACAGUCCAGAGUAUCCCAAGUCUACUAAACUCAGCCCUCAAAACACCGACCCUGAAGCGGCUGGUAAUCACCUCCUCCAUCCUCGCCAACCUUCCGCCGAGUCCCGAUCCAGCCGUGACAUCCACCGGAGCGACGCGCAUCCCCAUCACCAACCCGCCAGAGAACAUGUCAGGCCCUUUCGAGGCUUACGCCUUGGGCAAGAUAAUCUCGCUCAAUGCAACAGAUGAAUUCGUCGCGAAAGAAAACCCACACUUCAGUAUUGCACAUGUCUUCCCGGGGUACGUCUUCGGCCGCAACGAUCUCCUCGACGGCGAGGGCAAUGAGCUCCUCUUCCAAAACAGCUCGAACGGGUACCUCCUCGCCAGCAUUCUGGGUAAGGAUAUCGGCAUGCCGAUUCACGGGGGGUAUGUGCAUAUUGACGACGUCGCGGACGUACAUCUUCGUGUUCUCGAGCUGGCUCCCACUCCUGACUCUGCGUCUGGAAUUCCGGAUUCGUUUGGUGCAUGCACGACGCUUGAGGAGUUUAAUACCUUUGAUAUUGUCGAGAAAGUUUUCCCCAGGGCAGUUGCUAAUGGGACGUUCUCGCGGGGCGUGCUAGCUAAACUACCCAUUUCGUAUGAUUCAAGCGAGACGGAGAAGGUGCUUGGGAUAAAGUUUCGGUCGUUUGAGAGUGCGGUUGCGGAUACUGCUGCGCAAUAUUUGGAGAGUCAGGGAUUGGAGGUGGCGUAA
Aspergillus puulaauensis is the source of this 1035-nucleotide messenger RNA. RefSeq lists its product as uncharacterized. The record is from RefSeq and is a predicted model, not a curated record. Gene Ontology annotation, molecular function: oxidoreductase activity, acting on the CH-OH group of donors, NAD or NADP as acceptor. Bases 1 to 1035 code for a protein of 344 amino acids. NCBI's taxonomy places the organism in Eukaryota, Fungi, Ascomycota, Eurotiomycetes, Eurotiales, Aspergillaceae. The transcript has a single exon.